Molecule: messenger RNA, 855 nt
Organism: Suillus subaureus
Lineage: Eukaryota; Fungi; Basidiomycota; Agaricomycetes; Boletales; Suillaceae
Exons: 3
Coding region: 105-797 (230 amino acids)
Source: RefSeq, a predicted model, not a curated record
CCGGAAACUCCCGAGAAUGUCUCUCGCACAGACUGGCACUUUCUGAGAGUCGAACUCGAAGUACUACUCGACGAUACCACAUGACGGAAGUUUGAAGCUGCUUCAUGAACAUCGACGUCUCUGCAUCCAAAAUGCUUCAAAAUGCGCAUGCAAAUUCGGAUAUCAUUCAUUUUUCGACUGAACACCAUGCGCCAGUGCGGAGAGAGUCUGCUUGUUCCUGGGUUACUGCUCGUAUAGGCACCGGUGUCUGCUCGACGUUCCCCUCAGCUCAGCCCUGGUGGGAGUCAUGUUCUACCUCCCCUCCUUUCGCGCUAAACCAAUCCGUGACUGCCCCACUUACCCACUUACCAUGGUCUCUGCAACACCCAUGUCCCUUGUGUUGGGGAGGGGCGUGCUGUGCUUGGCGGAUUUGCUUUAGAUGUCGACACGUACACAAAUUGCACCCUCGCUCUCGAGAUCCUUUUCUUUUCAGUGUCACUUGGCGCUGUGGUCUUGCCGAGGCUUAUGACAUGCCAGUGCAACAACACAGCGACGAGUUGACUGCUCGAUGUUUCGGGCGAUCAUCGCCUGCCGCAAAAAACUUCAGUGUAGGGAGUUCCACACCAGUUUCGUCGGAGCACUCUUGUAUGCAGCCACAUCUCUGUUUUUAUUGUUCACGCGCCACGGCGCAUUGUCUUGGCUCGGUUUUGCGCUUGUUCCACUACGUUGUGACUACCAUUCUUCUACCGGUGCUUAGACCUCCACACUCCCACCUUCCACACCUUGCCACUAUACUUGUAUCUUUCAGUCUCGUAUAAAAGCUGUCAUGUUUCAUCCUCUCUCACUCAUCGUCUCUCACCACUGAAAGCUUCCAGC